AUGAAGGGGCUUAAUAUUGGCAUUCGGAUACGAAACUCUACAUCCGCGAAUAUUAAACCCGGUAAAAGUACACACCCCUACGACACUGGCGUUGAAGAUACAGCCGCAAUAAUUAGAGACGGCGGACAACUGACACCCGCGUCUCGUUAUACGGAACGAGCUGAGACCUUGAGAGAGCAAACACCACAAGCUCCGGACCAGCUACGAAAGAACAAGAGAGUCAACUCAGCUUCCAGCCUCCGGAAUCAGAUAUUUGCAUCUACACCACAGAGAAGGAGCAGAUUAACGUGUACCCCGGAAUCUCGGGCCAAUUUCAAGUGCUCGAAAGAACAUAGAACUAAGUUUCGUAGCAUUCUUGGAAUAACCAAGAAUAAAGCGAAGAUAUCAAAUACUAGCCAUCUUUCGACAGAACUAGAGUCCCAAGUAGAAGAGACUCGUCAAGAAUCUUGGUGGUCCUUCAAGAGGCGGGCGAGCGCAUAUAACGGAGAUAGAGACACGAACUCCGGCCUAGCAGAGAAAUUAAUGCCUCGCAACGAAGAGGGCGGAAACAACCUAGAGGAGCUAGUAAAUACCCGAAGGGUACGGAAUAGUGACACAAAUGGUCGCGGAAGCGGUUAUAUGCGGCAUAAGAUGAUGAAGCCGUCCGAAAGGAACGUCGACCAAGCAUACGGUGAAACGGAGAAAACGGAGAAGGGAUGUUUAUCUCCACGAGCAGACGCGGAACUAGCAAAAAUACCGGGGCCAUCAAAGCGGCGCCGAAAGAGCCUAUCCUCAUCCCAGGUUCGUGCGAGCACGGCCGGAACUAGUUCCACACCUAGCAACGUAGCAACGCACAAGUAUGUCACCCGAGAAGAAUGGAGGCAUCAAACUCCGUCCCCUAUGAUUCCCACUCAGGUUUUACGAUUGCUGCUAGGCCCCGGGAAGUCGCCGUCACCGAAAAUAGGGACACAACUAGACCGGGAGGACAUCGAAACUCGUACAUCGGCAUCAUCUACGGCUAUGCUGGGACGACAAAGUCGGGAGGGUCGUGCUUCUGGCAGACAGUCGAUGGAGCAGAGGAAUAGAUCAUGGAUUCCAUUCUGGGUAUCGUCUCGGCCGCAGGUAGGACUCCCACGGCACGAUAAUGCUGACGGGGCGUCAAGACAAGAAGAUCUUGCGGAGCCGAGUACGGGAGAGCAGGGGAGAAUCACACGCAGGAGAUGGAAAAGUGGAUAG
Daldinia decipiens is the source of this 1215-nucleotide messenger RNA. RefSeq lists its product as uncharacterized. The transcript has 3 exons. The record is from RefSeq and is a predicted model, not a curated record. NCBI's taxonomy places the organism in Eukaryota, Fungi, Ascomycota, Sordariomycetes, Xylariales, Hypoxylaceae. The coding region runs from base 1 to 1215 and encodes 404 amino acids.